AUGCAGCUCCGUUUGCCUCCUGGAAGUCAAGCGAAAUGCGGCGCUUACUUCUCUCGAGCGAUGGCCCGCAUAUUGGCCGGCCUUGAAGGGAAUUGCUUGGCCUAUCUAGAUGACAUUGUAAUCUUCGAUAAGGACUUCCCAAGCCACUUGGAAUCCCUGCGCAAAGUCUUCUAUAGAUUCCGUCUUCACAACAUCAAGGCCUCCGGCAAUUUUUACUCACCGGCACAACGCAAUAUCAGUGCAAUUCAAGACUACCCCAAACCCACUUCCACCAAGGCCGUGAAGGGAUUCGUAGGCAUGGCUAACUUUUUCCGUAAGUUCAUCCCAAACUUUGUCCAUAUAGCUGCACCGCUGUAUGCGUUACUGAAAGAUCAAGAACCGCCGCUCCCAGCGACUCGGCCACGGAAGGUGACUCGAAUGCGCCAACCUCCUCUGUCUCAGCCUCAACCGCCAGCGACGUCCUUCCUCCUCUCUCGCCUAGCGGUGCCCCCGUCGUUCGCGUAA
This is a messenger RNA of Haemonchus placei, 504 nucleotides long. NCBI's taxonomy places the organism in Eukaryota, Metazoa, Nematoda, Chromadorea, Rhabditida, Trichostrongylidae. The record is from the annotation of a GenBank genome assembly.